ACAACAUGGAGUGAGGCAGGUAUAAAUCAAGCUCAUCAGUUGCUUCACCAAAAGCAAGAGUGUACUGAGAGAGAGAGAGAGAGAGAGAGAGCAUGGAGGAGGAGGAAGGGCAUCGGAUGGCAAGCGUAGGCGCCCCAACAAUAUGGGGAGGGAGCAACAGGAUAGUGGCCGUCGAUGUGGAGGGCCCGACCCCCACUCGAUCUCCCUAAUUCCACGGAUGGUCAAUCUGAUCAAGAGGACUCACCCGAGCAGAAACCUGGAUGGAGGAAGUUCUUAUCAUUUGUUGGCCCCGGUUUCCUCGUUUCCCUCGCAUAUCUUGACCCUGGAAACUUAGAAACUGAUCUGCAGGCCGGAGCCAAUCAUGGAUAUGAGCUUCUGUGGAUCAUACUCAUUGGGUUAAUAUUUGCUCUCAUCAUCCAAUCACUGGCUGCUAAUCUCGGAGUGAGCACUGGGAAACACCUAUCUGAGCUAUGUAAAGCUGAAUACCCACCGUUGGUGAAGUAUUGCUUAUGGUUUUUGGCUGAAGUGGCCGUUAUAGCCGCCGAUAUACCAGAAGUGAUUGGGACGGCCUUCGCACUUAACAUACUGUUUCACAUCCCAGUGUGGGCUGGAGUUUUGCUCACUGGUUUCAGCACGAUCGCGCUUCUUGGCCUGCAGAGAUAUGGGAUUCGGAAGCUGGAAUUGCUGAUAGCAACUUUGGUAUUCAUAAUGGCGGCAUGCUUCUUUGGCGAAAUGAGCUACGUGAAGCCUCCUGCUACGGAGGUCCUGAAGGGGAUGUUCAUCCCCAAGCUCUCUGGGAACAGUGCCACUGGCGAUGCCAUCGCCUUGCUCGGCGCCCUCGUGAUGCCGCACAACCUGUUCCUCCAUUCUGCUUUGGUCUUGUCCAGAAAAGUUCCGAGAUCGGUCCAAGGCGUCAAUGACGCCUGCCGUUUUUUCCUCAUAGAAAGUGGGUUCGCAUUAUUCGUGGCAUUCUUGAUCAACGUCGCCGUUGUUUCCGUGUCUGGCACCGUCUGCUCGGCCAACAAUCUUUCCAGUGAGAAUGCAAGUCAAUGCAACGAUCUAACUCUCAAUUCUGCUGCAUUCCUCCUCAAGAAUAUGUUGGGAAGAUCUAGCUCAACGGUUUAUGCCAUUGCAUUGCUAGCUUCAGGACAAAGCUCCACAAUUACAGGAACCUACGCAGGCCAAUAUAUAAUGCAGGGAUUCUUGGAUCUCAAAAUGAAGAAGUGGAUAAGGAACCUAGUGACUCGAUGUGUUGCCAUUACGCCAAGUCUCAUCGUCGCUAUACUCAGCGGAUCUUCAGGAGCCAGUAGGCUCAUCAUCAUUGCGUCGAUGAUUCUAUCAUUUGAGCUUCCGUUUGCUCUUAUCCCACUCCUUAAGUUCAGUAGCAGUGCAACAAAGAUGGGACCCCACAAAAACUCAAUCUACAUUAUCGUGAUCUCAUGGAUACUAGGAGUGGGACUCAUCGGUAUCAACAUCUACUACCUCAGCACGGGCUUUGUCGGCUGGCUAAUCAACAAUAGUGUUCCCAAAGUUGCCAACGUUUUCAUUGGAAUCCUAGUGUUCCCACUCAUGGCAGUCUACAUCGUUGCAGUGAUCUACUUAACUUUCCGAAAGGACACCAUCGUCACAUUUUCUGAUGACCCUGUUAAGCAUGCAACGGCAAUGGCCAUCGAACUUGGCCAUGGCAAUUCUGGCAAGUCACCAGACCGACUUCCUUAUCGAGAGGAUCUAGCAGACAUUCCUUUUCCAGAGUAGUUUGCAUCACAUCGCUUAACAACUCAAGAAGCUAUCCCCCAAUGUAUGCAGAGACAGAUGCUAGAGUGAAACUAUUUAGUAGAAAUGUGGUAAAAAAUAAUGCCGUUAGAAUCAUAGCUAGAGUCAAGAUCAUUAAGGUACUCUCUUGCUGCAGCUUUUUUUAGCAGGGCUACUGGGCAAAACAUCGAGCAAAAAUGUCUUUGUAACUUUAAGUUAUUAGUAGACUCCUUUAAAUUUUAUCUUCAGUAAA
Eucalyptus grandis is the source of this 2005-nucleotide messenger RNA. Its product is annotated as metal transporter Nramp5. NCBI's taxonomy places the organism in Eukaryota, Viridiplantae, Streptophyta, Magnoliopsida, Myrtales, Myrtaceae. Gene Ontology annotation, molecular function: cadmium ion transmembrane transporter activity; manganese ion transmembrane transporter activity. Bases 175 to 1755 code for a protein of 526 amino acids. Gene Ontology annotation, cellular component: membrane. The record is from RefSeq and is a predicted model, not a curated record. Gene Ontology annotation, biological process: metal ion transport. The transcript is spliced from 13 exons.